Molecule: messenger RNA, 789 nt
Organism: Trichoderma asperellum CBS 433.97
Lineage: Eukaryota; Fungi; Ascomycota; Sordariomycetes; Hypocreales; Hypocreaceae
Molecular function (GO): oxidoreductase activity
Source: RefSeq, a predicted model, not a curated record
AUGAAGAUCCAAGAUCGCACUUUCAUCAUCUCGGGCGGCGCGUCGGGCCUAGGCAAAAGCACCGCCCUUGAAAUCAUCAAAUCCGGCGGCUUCGUCGCGAUCCUCGACUUAUCCGAUGAAGAAGCCGGGCGAGCUCUGGAAAAGGAGCUUGGGCCCUCAGCCAAGUUCUUCCAUUGCAAUGUGAUAAAAACCGAGAGCAUUGCAAAGGCUGUUCAAGGCACGGUGGAUUGGAUCAAGGAGACUGGAAAGCCGCUCGGCGGUGUGAUUCCAGCAGCCGGCAUUGGCCUCCCAGCAGCCACCCUUGAUCGGAACGGCGAUGCCUUCGACUUGGAUCAAGUUGACCUCGUCCUAGGCGUCAAUCUCAGGGGUACCAUCGAUCUCAUCCGCCAAUCUGUGGUGCAUCUCGCCAAGGUUGAUCCCGAAGGCCCGGAUGGUGAGCGCGGCGUCGUCAUCAUGGUCAGCAGCUCAAGCGCCUUCGAUGGCCAAUACGGCCAAGUCAGCUAUGCAGCUAGCAAGGGAGCCGUCGCGUCAAUGGCACUGCCCAUGUCUCGAGAUUUGGCUCGCUACGGCAUUCGCGUCGUCGCAAUCGCUCCCAGCUUGUUUACAACUGCCUUGACGGCUAUGAUGAACGACAGGGUGCGGAAAAGUCUCGAAGCUUCGUUCAUCUUUCCUAACAGAGCGGGCAACCCGCCUGAGUUCUCCUCUUUGGUCAAGCACAUUAUUGAGAAUCCCAUGUUUAACGGGGCCGUCAUCCGAUUAGAUGGGGCAUCAAGGUUGAGCAAGUUGUAA